AUGAGACUCUUCACUCCCCUAAUCAUCGCCUCCAAUGCCAUCUUGGCUGCGUCCCAACUCAUGGGAACACCCUCCUAUGAAUAUCUCUACACCGUCAACGCAACCCUCGGCGAACGUUGGCCGAUUGGCGACUAUGGUCAAGGUAGCCGCGUCGUGAUUCCCAUCACAGGCGGAACCUUCAAGGGACCCAAGCUUUCGGGAACAGUCACCAACCUUGGUGCCGACUGGGGUCUGACGGACACUAAGGGAGUCUUCUUCCCCGACACCCGAUAUAACCUCAGAACUCACGAUGGAGUUGAUAUUUAUAUUCAAACUUCGGGUCCGACACAGCCUGAUGGACGGACUUUACUGAGGGGCGUUUUUCAGGCGGCGCAUCCGGAUUAUGAGUGGUUGAAUUAUGUCCUUGCCGUUGGUGUUUUGCAGAGACCACCUGCUGAGAGCAAGGGCAAGUAUGUUGUUAUUGACAUGUGGGCAAUGGUUUUGCCGGACUGUAACGGGAAUUGCUAG
This is a messenger RNA of Fusarium redolens, 507 nucleotides long. RefSeq lists its product as uncharacterized. The record is from RefSeq and is a predicted model, not a curated record. NCBI's taxonomy places the organism in Eukaryota, Fungi, Ascomycota, Sordariomycetes, Hypocreales, Nectriaceae. The coding region runs from base 1 to 507 and encodes 168 amino acids. The transcript has 2 exons.